AUUACAUUGUCAUAUAAGUUUUUGUCAUUUUUUUAUAUCAAAUUAUAAUAUAGUAUUAUACUAAUAAAAUAAAACUAUAAAAAUAUAUUUUUAUAAUCAAGUACAGAAAAAAAGCCCAUGGGAGAUGGUGACUCCAAAAAAGACUUUGAGCUAUGCCAACUAAAGAAUUCUCUUGUGCCGCUCAAAAAAGUCUGCACGAGAUAAAGGCUAGACAACAGCAACAAGCUAAAUCACUACAAGCGCAAUAUAAUCCUCCAUCUUUUUCAGGCACUUCAGGCUCACAAACUGCUCCGUUUUACGCACCAUCGCAGCCCCAGAAUAUAUCAGGUGUUAUAGUCCCUCCAAAAUCUCCACAGCAUUCGAAUUUCCAAUUUUCACCGGAACAAGCCCAAGAAAAAGGUUCCGCAAGUAACAGACCUGAUUUGUCGCCCAACAAAACACACCAAGUCUACUUUUCUCAAGGUACUGAUACAGGACCUCAAGCUGCCCAAGCAAUGGAAAACGCACAGACAUCUAAAAUGCGAGUAUCCAAAUCUGGAUUGUUAUACACUCUGCAUAUGAUCAGAGAACCGGUGGUCGAUUAUCAGGAAGCCAGGGGUGUUCCAAGAAAUGAAGAAGUUACCUUUGUAACGUUGGUCACAUCACUAUGUACCCAGGCGUACACUGCCGCCAUUACGAUUCUGGUAAUGCUGUGGAAUUUAAUGCCUCUGGUGGACGGACUGGUGUAUUUCUUACGUUUUUUCCUGGACAAAGUCAUCGAUAUCGUAGAAACAGAGGACAACAAGGACAGAGCUAUAAAAGGAGCCAUUCUUUUCGGCGAACUCACAGUGAUUUUGUUUCUAAUUUUUCUCAUAGUCGGGUUGAUACUGAUGCCGGUGUAUCAGCUCAUGGCGAGACUGUUUAGUAAAGUGUUUUCGAUGGUAGCGUGGUAAUAUUUUAAAAUGUUAUAUAUUCAAAUAAAAAGACGUACUUAUCUGUA
This is a messenger RNA of Sitophilus oryzae (rice weevil), 979 nucleotides long. RefSeq lists its product as uncharacterized. Lineage: Eukaryota; Metazoa; Arthropoda; Insecta; Coleoptera; Curculionidae. The coding region runs from base 153 to 932 and encodes 259 amino acids. The transcript has 6 exons. The record is from RefSeq and is a predicted model, not a curated record.